Molecule: messenger RNA, 2436 nt
Organism: Petromyzon marinus (sea lamprey)
Lineage: Eukaryota; Metazoa; Chordata; Hyperoartia; Petromyzontiformes; Petromyzontidae
Product: transcription factor YY2-like
Biological process (GO): regulation of transcription by RNA polymerase II
Cellular component (GO): chromatin; transcription regulator complex; PcG protein complex
Molecular function (GO): DNA-binding transcription factor activity, RNA polymerase II-specific; RNA polymerase II cis-regulatory region sequence-specific DNA binding
Source: RefSeq, a predicted model, not a curated record
GCCCCUGGCCCGUCGCGUGGCGUCAUAUUUCGUCACGGUGACGUCAAGUGCUGUGCUGGGCCUGGCGCGGCCCUAAGGCCCCGAGCGGAACGCGGCUUCUUCUCCUCCUCAGCCUUGUCCUCCCCUUUCACACCCCCCCUCCUCCUCUAUCUCUUCUUUCUCCUUCAACUCAACCUCCACCUCUUCCCUCAACUCCCCUUCCACCACUUCACCCACCUCCUCAACUCUCACCUCAUCCUCCACCUCUCUCACCUCCUCCACAUCCCCCACCACCACCACCACCUACCUCUUCCACCACUUUCUUCCCCUCCUCUUCCUCCGACUUCAUCAUCCACAACCACCUCUUCAUCCACCUCCUCCUCUCUGACUUCAUACAUCUCCCCCUCCUCGCCUCCCGCGUCACCCACCACCUGCCUCCGAUCCACCAACUUCAUCUCCAUCAUCACCACCACCACUUCUCACCACCACCUCCUCUCUCACCACAUUUGACCUCGCUCACCGACCUGGUCCACCACCAUGUCCACCAUGACAUCAAGCGAGACGAUCUGCAUCACGGCGGACGGCGUGGAGAUCCCGGCUGAGAUCGUUGAGCUGCAGGAGAUCGAGGUGGUCACCAUCCCCAUCGACGGCUCCCUGGGCGACGACGACGAAGAGUCUCUGGGCCUGGAGCCCCUGGGCUCGGGCGCCGACGACGACGUCCGCCACCAGGAGGUGAUCCUCGUGCAGACGCACGAAGAGGUGGUGGGCGAGGAGCUGCACGCCGUGAGCCUCGACCACAUCCUCAUCCCCGUGCCCGCGGGCCACGACGGCCUGGGUGAGGAGCCCCUGACCGAGCAGCACAAGGCCUUCAAGCGCAGCGGGGCCCACAAACGCGGCACCAAGAUCUCGGCGUCGGCAUCGCCCGCCGGGGGCGCCAAGCGCGGCGCGGGGGGCCUCCUAGAGGCCGAGGCCAAGUGCGCGGCCAAGUGGGACCACAAGCAGGUGCAGAUCAAGACCUCGGAGGGGGACUUCUCCGUCACCGUGUGGGCCUCGGAAGAUAAGAUGUCAGAGAUGGAGGAGAUGUCACUGGUGGAGGAGGUGAUCCCGCAGAGCUCCGUGGUGCUUGACGAGGUGGACGAGGUGCAUCAUCACUUCACGCAGCAGCGCAAGGGGUCGGCACCCGGGAUUCCCGGCAUCGACCUCGCCGACCCCAAACAGCUGGCGGAGUUUGCGAGCAAUCGUCACUGCCGACUACGAAAACUUGGCAGGACCCUCCGGAAAGGGAUUCUUGAGACUAGAAUGAAGCCUCUCAAAGUAGCCGACGUCGAAGUGGAUUCGUCAAAAACAAUCGCUUGUCCUCACAAGGGUUGCACCAAGAUGUUCCGCGACAACUCUGCAAUGAGGAAACACCUGCACACCCACGGGCCGCGUGUACACGUGUGCGCCGAGUGCGGCAAGGCCUUCGUCGAGAGCUCCAAACUCAAGCGGCACCAGCUGGUGCACACCGGAGAGCGGCCCUUCCAGUGCACGUUCGAAGGUUGCGGGAAGCGCUUCUCGCUGGAUUUCAACCUGCGCACGCACAUCCGAAUCCACACGGGAGACCGGCCGUACGUGUGUCCGUACGACAGCUGCAAUAAGAAGUUUGCCCAGUCCACCAACCUCAAGUCGCACAUCCUCACGCACACCAAGGCCAGGAAGAAAUGAGGCGCGUGGACGCUGUGCCGAGAGAGAGGCUGUCUCCGUCUCCCGCCACCUCCGUCUGGCAGCGCGCAGCCCCCAGAAACUGAAAUGAAAAAGGAAAUUCCUUUCGCACCCAACUUCCUCCAAAGACUGAAAUCAGGAAUGUUUCCGCAAUGUAAGAGUACCGCAUCGUUCCUGUCAUGGUUGUGUUGAUAUCAAAGGUAGCCGGUGCGGUUAGUUGAAGUGGAGACCCUCGCGGGCUGUGCUAACUCCAGUGUACUGCUUUUUCACAUGUACAUAUUUUUUCAGUUAAUGACUAACCUGUAAGCUGUACUAUGUUGUAUAUCCCUUUUUAUUGAUUUAAAAGUAAAAAAAACGCCAACUUAGAACAUGUUUGAGCACCCUGGUUAUCUUUAUUUAAACAUUGGCAAAUAGAGGCUCUUAUUAGUUGUCCUGCGUAAAUUUAAGGUAAUAACAAUUUUAGUCAUUUAUAUUUUCAGGUGAAUGCCUUUGAAGAAUUGGGACAGCAGGAAGUGCCCCUGUUGUGUCCGCGUUUAUCCCGGAGCCAGAGGCCGCACUCUUUUGGUGCAAAUUGUCAAACUCUAAAUUUUUUAUCGACAUUUUCAAGCUAAAAGCUGAAAUGCGCCUGGCACUAAGUAUUAUCGGACUGUUUUCACAAUCUAGCCAUUGUGUUUAAACAAUGCUGUUAUAACAACACCAAUCAUGACAACAUUACAAAUAACUCAUAAUAAACGCUCAGGUUGCGCACGACCCGCA